Penicillium olsonii is the source of this 3687-nucleotide messenger RNA. Lineage: Eukaryota; Fungi; Ascomycota; Eurotiomycetes; Eurotiales; Aspergillaceae. The record is from the annotation of a GenBank genome assembly.
AUGGCGACAGGUGGGCAUUCUCAAACCCCCCAGACUCAUCGAGUCGGGGAGCACUGGAGUGGUGCCAAUCCCAUUCCAACGAUUCGCCAUUUCAUGGAGCAUAUCGAUGCCGAAAAGAAAGAACGCGAUCAACGGAUUGAUGAAGAGAACAGAAUCAAGAAAGAGCAAGCUGCUCGCUCCAAGGCACAGGAGAAAGCGGGCGAAAAGCCCGAGGAGGAAGGAGAUGCGGUCGCUCACAAGGCACGCGAGGUCUCGCAGGCCAAGAUGCGAACUGUGACGGAUCCAACUACCGGCAAGGAUAUUGGGGUGGAGGAUCAAGAUGAGACUUCAAUGGAAGCUGUCAAGAACCCAAUGUUGACGGUUCCCAACGCCAAUUUGGGGCGGGAAACGGAGGUUCAAACCAGCGCCGACCAGGACCUUGCAGAGUACAAGGAAAAUCAAGAUAUCACCGCACCCCCCGACCCCAUCGCCGAAGGCACGACGUCCGAUGUCCCCAUUCGGGGAGAAAAGACCAAUGUGCUGUUCCACCCUACGCCGACCGUGUCAUACCAGCCCAUGUUUGAGGUCUUGCAGAAGCGUGCUACGGGGCUCUGCAUUGGUAUCCCUGCCGCGAUCAUUGUCAUUGGACGUAUCUUCGGAGGUUCAUUCUGGGGUCUGAUUCCAUUGGCAGUGUGCAUCUCGUCCGGGGUGUGGCUUUGGAUGCAGGAAGUCAUCCGCAGUGGUCGAGAGAUGGAAUGGAGCAGUGAGCAACUCCGUGGCCAAAUGGCCACUGCCAAUCUGCUCCCAGAGUCCGUCGAAUGGAUGAACAGUUUCCUAGGAGUUGUAUGGGGACUUGUCAACCCGGAAAUGUUGACGCCCAUGGCAGACACCAUCGAAGACAUUAUGCAGGUCUCGGCGCCCAAGGUGGUGGAGAACGUGCGCAUUGCGGAGAUCGAUCAGGGCAAUAACCCGUUGCGAAUUCUCAGCAUGCGAGCUCUUCCGGAUGAGCACGUGCAAGAUCUGAAGAACAACAUUCACGAAGAGAAUAAGAAGAACAAAGAUCCCCAAGAGGCCGCUGCAGCCGAAGAAGGAGGCAGCUAUUAUAACAUGGAGGCGUCCUUCGCCUACCACGCGAAACCCAGCAGCCAGACGGCAUCGUCCAAAGCUCGCAACAUGCAUAUGCAACUGGUCUUCUACCUUGGUAUCCGGGGCUUGUUCGGUGUUCCGUUCCCGGUGUUUGUGGAGUUGAUUGAAUUAGUUGGAACCGUGCGCAUGCGCUUCCAGAUGAUGCCCGAAGCGCCAUUCAUGAAAGAUGUGACAUUCACCUUGGUUGGCAUCCCCCACGUCAGGGCAGGAUGCAUGCCUAUGUUGCGGAAAGGAGUCAAUGUGCUGAACUUACCAUUGAUUUCGAAUUUCGUCAACUCUGCCAUCGGCACCGCUUGUGGAAUGUUCGCGGCUCCCAAGUCCAUGACCAUGGACCUGGGCAUGAUGCUUACUGGUGACGAUAUCCACAAGGACACCCUGGCUUUGGGUGUGAUGUGGAUUCGCAUCCACCGCGCGGUUGGUCUGAGCAAACAGGAUACCCGUGGAAGCGAGGGUGGCGGCAGUGACCCAUACAUCAACCUCUCGUUCUCCAAGUAUGGCAAGCCAAUGUAUUGCACUCGGGUCAUCACAGACGAUCUCAACCCGAUGUGGGAGGAGACUGCUGCUCUGCUGGUGACGCCUGAACUGAUCAAGGCCGACGAGAAUCUGAGUAUCGAGCUUUGGGAUUCGGACAGGAAUACUGCCGAUGACAUCGUCGGAAAGGUCGAACUGCCUAUCCGUGAGAUGCUGCAGCACCCAAGCAGAAUGUACCCUCAAGUCUCGAAGCUCCAAGGCAUGGAUGAGGGCAGUGAAAUGCCCGGUCAAUUGCACUGGGAGGUCGGUUACUUCGGCAAGCCUAAGCUCCGCCCAGAGUUGCGAAGUGAUGGCAAGAAGAAGGAUCUUCCAGAAAACCUCAAGGGUGACCCUACAUUCGAGGAUGAGAAGGGUACCAUCAACAAUGACGAAGAAGAUGCUGUCAUGCAUACACCACCCGACCCCAUCUGGCCGAGCGGUAUUGUGCACAUUGUUGUGCAUCAAAUUGUCAAUCUGCAGAUUGCCAAUAUCAAAGGAAGUGAUGGAAACCGCAAGGGCAAGGAAUACGAACCAGCAAAGCCCUACGGUGAGAACACAGAGGAGCAGGGAGAGGACUUGCCCACUAGUUACUGCAAGGUCCUGUUGAACGAUCAACUGGUAUACCGCACUCGUGCAAAGGCCGUGAGCUCCAAGCCCAUCUUCAACGCCGGAACCGAGCGUUUCGUCCGCGACUGGCGCUCGGCGGUGGUGACGGUCACCGUUCGCGAUCAGCGCUACCGCGAGCACGAUCCCAUCCUGGGUGUUGUCCCGAUCAAGCUGUCUGAUAUUCUCCAGACCAGCUCCCAGGUAACGCGCUGGUAUCCCCUCGAUGGCGGAAUCGGAUUUGGACGCAUCCGUAUUUCCGUUCUUCUGCGCCACGUCGAGACCAAGCUUCCGCCCGCUAUGCUUGGUUGGGACGUAGGCACCUUUGAAUUCGCCGGUGAGAAGAUCAUCGCGCAGAACUUCGGUCGUCAGACCAAGAUCAAGCUCCGCACUGGCGGUAGCGUGGGCAAGAUCACUCGCCACAAGUGUCACGUCGAAGGCAGCGAUGCUGUAUUCGAUACCUCGGACGAGACAUUCCGGGACUCGUUGCGAAUGCCAGUGAAGCACCGCUAUCGCUCCCCGAUUGUGUUCGAGUUCCACGUCCAGGGCAAGCGCAGCGCAGUGGCCUACGCCGUCUACUGGCUGCAGCAUCUCGUUGACAACGAAGAAACCGACAUCAACGUCCCCAUCUGGACGACCAAAAUGGGCGAGCGUCUGACCCAGAACUACAUCACGGAAGAGAAUUGGAAAGCGAAGCAGGUGCCUGGGCUAGAGGAUCUCACUGAGAUCGGACGCCUCCAAUUCCGAGGCAAGUUCUCCCCCGGCAUCGACGAAUCCCACGAAAGAUUCGUCGUGGACAACGAUUCGCGCGAGACAUUCGAAACCUGGGAAGCCUGCAUGGCGCAGGGAGUCCGGACCCGCACGGUGGAAAUUGAAGUCCCCGAUGAAGUGCGCGAAAAGCACGAACAGUCCCUGAUCGACGGUCGGGAUGUAUUGAAACAAGCCUCACCCUCCGAACGACGACGGUGGAUCGAUUACGACGGCCACGACUGGAGUGGAGCCUUCGGUCAUGAUCCGCGUGCUUACACGGACUCCGUUGGGCGCAAGAUCGCCGAGCCUGGUCGCGAUGGCCCCCGACACGACCCAUACACUCCGCCCCCACUGAAGGGUCAGCCUGCGUCUCAGCCUACCUUCCAGAACCCGGAAGAACAUGAGAGCUCCGAGUCUGAGGAGGAGGAGGAGAAUUCCUCCCUGUCCACUGGUCCUUCGACUAUUGGCGAUACGGCCGGUGGUGCUUCUUCGUCUCAGGCUAGCGUUAGUACCAGCCAGAUGAACAAGGCUAAUAAGCGGAGUGAGCAGCGACAGCACCGGGGUCCGAUGCAGUGGAGGCCUGCUCGCAAUGCUGCUUUUGCCAAGGAUGAGGCGAAGUUCGCGUUCCGCAAAUUGAAGAAAAAGGUGGGCGCUGGUGAUCUCACUGGUCGCGAGCCGGAUGUUGAAACGGAGACUUGA